Messenger RNA from Trypanosoma rangeli, 657 nucleotides. RefSeq lists its product as uncharacterized. The transcript has a single exon. Lineage: Eukaryota; Euglenozoa; Kinetoplastea; Trypanosomatida; Trypanosomatidae. The coding region runs from base 1 to 657 and encodes 218 amino acids. The record is from RefSeq and is a predicted model, not a curated record.
AUGGUGACGAAAUUGACGCGGCGUCGCAGUUAUAGAAACAGCGGGAUGUUAUGUGCGUGGCGUGGCAACCUGCGCAAUGUGCGUCUUGACACCACGCCAGCGCUGCUCUUGCGCAAAAGUGGGGCCAACCAGCUACUUCUAGGGCCCGAGGAAGAUUUGUAUACCUUUUGGGAGCGUAUUGGUGUCGUGCCGAUGCAUCCCUCCCGCGUGCAGCCGCGGCAGUACUACCACCCCAUCACAGACUUUGGCCUUUACGACUACGACGAGGUGCCACCGGAGGAACGAAACCUGACGGCGGGGUGGAUGGCAAAGGUGUUGGAGUUUAAUGGCGCGGUGCCGCUUGGCGUCGUGUGCGCCACCGGCUGUGUUGUGUUACCCUUGCACACAGUGUAUCGUAUGCCGCUGCUUGUAGCAGCAGGAUCGACGGCGGUGAUGGUUGUAAUUACCCAGGCGUACAUGUCUGCUGCAAAGGAGCGGCAAGACCUUGAUGACUUUAUCCUUUCAAAGGAGAUAUGGUACAUUAAGAACGUAGAAGCUUAUCAGCUUGGCAUUCCGCGUAUUCCAAAAGGGCGCGAGGCAGAGUACCAUGCCUACAUGGACGGCACCGUUUCGUCCGCGCAGGUGCUUCCAGAUGAGUUGAUCGAUGCACUUCACUGA